Molecule: messenger RNA, 1455 nt
Organism: Cotesia glomerata
Lineage: Eukaryota; Metazoa; Arthropoda; Insecta; Hymenoptera; Braconidae
Exons: 3
Coding region: 85-795 (236 amino acids)
Source: RefSeq, a predicted model, not a curated record
UUAAUAUUAUUAUUAAUUAUUCUUCAGUAAAAAUAAACUCAGCUGGGUGACAUUUUGCACGACUAUAAAAGAUUUUAAACAACAAUGCCGGGUAAAAGAAGAACCAAAAAGCCUCUCUCUAUAAGACUCAGAUGCAAGCAAAUGCGACUAGCAAGAAAAAAAAAAUUAGAGUUUUUAAAACUUGCUGAUAGUAUUUUCGAAAAUAAAAAUGAAAGUUCAAGUACUCCUGCUCAAAGUAAGUCUUCAAAAUCAAAUCUUGAAGUUCCAAGUUGUGAAGUUGAUGAAAAUGAAGAAGAAAUUGUUUAUGAAGAAAUAGAGGGUUAUUUUCCCGAAGAAAGACUGGAAGAAACAUCCAAUAUCGAUAACAGCGAAGACUUUAUAAAAUUAAAUAAGUCAAAUGAUUUAAAUAAUUGCACUGAAGAAGAACCGGAAGAAAGAUUGAUUAUUAAAGUAGAUCCUGCAGAAUACUUGUUAGAAUUAAAUCAGUCAAAUGGUUUAGAUAAUUGCACUGAAGAAAACUUGAAUAUUAAAAUUGAACCGACAGAAGACUUGUCAGAAUUAAAUCAGUUAAAUAAUUUAGUUUAUUGCACCGAAGAAAAAGAACAAAGUUUUGACAAUAAUUCAAGCAAAAUUCACGCAUUAAAUCUUCCAAAAUUAAAUAAGUUUACUUCCAACUACGAGGUAAAGUACAAAGCUGUUGUUAUUUUAUCUCAUGAUUUAGAUUAUUAUUCGGAGGAAGAAGAAGAAAUACCAGCAUUUAAUUCUGAUGAAAUAGACAAAAAAUUUAAAACAUAAUGACAAAUUUAAACUCAGUAUUAUUAUUAAUAUUUAUUUUUCCGGCGUUUACUUUUUUUUUUCGUGUUACUACACUUUGCGUCAUCGAGAAGCAACGGUAUUUCAAACUCGGGUUCAGACAACAAUACAAUAGACAGUAAAGUUACCAAAAAUACUUCUCAUAACUUUUCCUCUCCUUUUAACUUUACUUUCACUGUAAGAUUUUUGGGGUUUGAUUAUUUUACAUCAUACUUGUGGUGUCACGGAUGGUGUACACCGAUGAACUUAAGCAACUCGAUUACGUUUAAGGAUUACAAGUGGAAAAGUAAAAAAGCCAUGACGUUGUUUGAUUUAUUUUAAAUAAUUUACUUUAAGCACCGGCUACUUUUUUAGUGGGUAAAAAAUCUUCUUCGAGUAGAGGUUACUCCAGGACACUGUUCUAAAAAGAAACUGGUCUUUUGUUUUUAUGUUUAUUGAUCUAUUAGAUGCAUAAGAUUAAGAUAUACAUAAUAAAUAGUUAUAUUUAUGAGAUAAUUCAGUCAAUAAAAUUUAUUAGAUAUUAUAUUGUUGGAUAUAUUAUAUGUUUGUACAAUUAAUUAUUAACAUUUAUAAAGUUUCUUUGGAAGACAAAAACAAUGGUCAGUAAUAUUUGUUAAAUUGUAAUAAAAUCUGAGAAACUUA